AUGUUCGCGGCAUCAGUGCUUGCAGCGACGUGCAUCAGCUUGGCGGUCGCUCUUCCCUCAACGACGACAACAUACAACAGCAACCUGAGAUACUACUUCCCUCGCCAGACACUGCCGCAAUAUCCUUCUUCAUUCGACCCGCUUGGAAACAGCGCGCUCGCCGUCUACUAUGGCAAGGCGCAGUACAACUCGAACCCGUCGCUGUGGGACCUCUGCAGCGUCGACGACAUUGACAUGAUUGUCAUGGGCUUCAUCCGCAGCUUCAAUGGCUACAACAAGCAGCCCACCUUCGACAUCUCGUCGUGCAAGACGCCCUACCAGCCCGCCGCCAACUUCACCGGCAUCACCUGCCCGACGCUGGCCGCCAACAUUACGCGCUGCCAGAGCUUGGGCAAGAAGGUCAUGAUCAGCUUGGGCGGCUCCAGCAGUGACCUGGACCUCAGCAAUGCCACCGACGCCCAGCAGGCUGCCACCACCCUCUGGAACGUCUUUGGCGCCGGCACCGAUACGCCCGACAUCAGGCCUUUUGGCAAUGUCACUCUUGACGGCUUCGACUUUGACUACGAAAACUACGCCGACACGUCCUACAUCGAUGUCCUGUCAGGCACUCUGCAGUCGCUCUUCAAGACGGCCAGUCCCGACCGCUACAUCAGCGCCUCUCCCCUCUGCGUAAAUAACACCGUCAUGCCCUAUGACUUUUACAAGAAUGCAAACUUCAUCUGGCCGCGUUUCUACAACGCAAACGCCUGCAAGGCGGGCGGCAAGGGCUACAACGAUUCCGUCACCGCCUGGUCCGACUUCCUCGUCGGUGUCGACUCCAACAUCGGGCCCCACUACCCUCGCUUUUACAUCGGUGCCCUCGGCUUUGAAAACUACAACAACGGCGGUGGCUUUGUCGCUCCCGAUGACUUUGGCGAUCUGGUCGAGUACACCAAGGAUCGCGUUGGCAGUGAGAGAUUUGGCGGCGUCAGUGUCUGGGAGGGCACUGACGCCUUGCAGUCGCAAAAUGCGGAUGGCGUGAAUAUUCUGAAUAUUACCAAGGAAGCCCUGCUCGAGCCUUUUACCAGCGAUGCCUGUGGUACGUCACUCGACACCCGCCCUCUUAAGUUAAUAAAGUUGAUUCGUGUUAGAUUAAAUCGUUGGACUGGGAGAAGCAACAAGAGAGCUGUUUUGCAAAGAGGGCGGAGGUGGCAGGGUAUGGGUAUUACAUAUGCAUAA
Messenger RNA from Aureobasidium vineae, 1218 nucleotides. The record is from the annotation of a GenBank genome assembly. Lineage: Eukaryota; Fungi; Ascomycota; Dothideomycetes; Dothideales; Saccotheciaceae.